UCUAUCAGGCCUGUCAACAUCAUGGCGUCGGGAAACCUAUCACAUCCUACAGAAUUCCUCCUUCUGGGACUCUCAAAGGAUCCAGAAGUACAGCCUCUACUCUUUGGGCUCUUUCUGGCCACAUACCUGGUCACCGUGCUGGGGAACAUGCUCAUCAUUCUGGCCAUCAUCUGUGACCCUCAUCUCCACACCCCCAUGUACUUCUUCCUCUCCAACCUUUCCUUUGUAGACAUCUGCUUCACCACCACCACGAUGCCCAAGAUGCUGGUGAACAUUCAGACACAGAACAAAUCCAUCAGUUACCCAGGCUGCCUCAUUCAGAUCUGCUUUGUGCUGACUUUUGCGGGACUAGAAAAUGGAAUUCUGGUAAUGAUGGCUUAUGAUCGAUUUGUGGCCAUCUGCUACCCGCUGAGGUACUCUGCCAUCAUGAACCCCAAACUCUGUGGGUUGCUGGUCGUGUUAUCUUUCCUCAUCAGCGUUCUGGAUGCCCUGCUCCAUACUUUGAUGGCACUGCGAUUGUCCUUCUGCAUGAACCUGGAAAUCCCCCACUUCUUCUGUGAACUGGCUCAUGUUCUUAAGCUCGCCUGUUCUGACAUCCUCAUCAAUAACGUCUUGGUGUAUGUAGUGACUAGUCUUUUAGGUGUUAUUCCUCUCUCUGGGAUCAUUUUCUCUUAUAUUCGCAUUGUCUCCUCUGUCCUAAAAAUCCCAACAACUGGUGGAAAAUACAAGGCGUUUUCCAUCUGUGGGUCACACUUAGUCGUUGUUUCACUGUUCUACGGGACGGGUUUUGGGGUCUAUCUUAGCUCUGCAGGUACUCACUCCUCCAGGAAGAGUGCAAUCGUCUCAGUAAUGUACACCGUGGUCACUCCCAUGAUGAAUCCCUUUAUCUACAGCCUUCGGAACAAGGACAUGAUGGAAGCUUUGAGGAAACUCAUGUCUAGAGUGUUAUGUUUAAAUUGA
Molecule: messenger RNA, 960 nt
Organism: Elephantulus edwardii (Cape elephant shrew)
Lineage: Eukaryota; Metazoa; Chordata; Mammalia; Macroscelidea; Macroscelididae
Product: olfactory receptor 7G3-like
Exons: 1
Coding region: 22-960 (312 amino acids)
Biological process (GO): G protein-coupled receptor signaling pathway
Cellular component (GO): membrane
Molecular function (GO): olfactory receptor activity; G protein-coupled receptor activity
Source: RefSeq, a predicted model, not a curated record